Molecule: messenger RNA, 799 nt
Organism: Paramacrobiotus metropolitanus
Lineage: Eukaryota; Metazoa; Tardigrada; Eutardigrada; Parachela; Macrobiotidae
Exons: 2
Coding region: 23-664 (213 amino acids)
Source: RefSeq, a predicted model, not a curated record
ACAUUCUGCAUCAGCCUGUUUUAUGGCCUCAGUUCUCUUCAAGCGCCUGUCGUCAUCCACGAAACACGUUGCUGUGAUGGAACAGCAAUGCCAGACCAAGAGAAUGCCGAUCAUGGAAGUGUUCGAUAUUUUCACUUACUUGACUGCACAGCGCAAUCUCGGCAUCAAGUUGACAUGCAUCCAUUUGUUCGGAUUGCAGUGCCGUCUGCACAGUUCCUUGUGCGUCUGUCAAAGGCUAUCCGAACGCGAGCGUAAGUUCACGAGUACCAUCUUCGCAUGUCGGAAUCUUCCGUGUGAGAACAUUCGGCUGAUUGAAUGCAUCAUCACUAUGAAACAAGUUUCCACCGAGUAUCACUCGCUUGGAGGAUCGUCACUGGGUUCUGGACCCGUGUCCGUGAUCCCAUCUACCGACAGCGCUUCACUGGCGAUCUGGGCGGUUUGCUGUGGAACCCCUUGGAAACGGAGUUGUCACUGCCGACAAAGUACAAACACGGAUUUAACUCGCCUGGCCAAUUGGUUAAGCCCACUCCAUGCACGCGGCCGGUUAUCGAGUCGGCGUAAAAACUGUUCGGUCUUGGUCUGCAGACUGCAAGGCGUUGUGUGCGAUGCAGACGGCGGAUCCGCGUCCAUGGCUGCAUUAACGCGGAAAGAAGUGUUGUGUUAGCAUGAUCUGGAGCUGGAGAAACUGUCACGGGUGGCGCUGCAUUCCCUCAUCAAGCUGAUGAAGGUCUUGCUCAAGUAGGUUUCUACUUUGCUUUGGCUACGACAUUCUGUCCUUCCGCACUGUGUAAUUGGAUUA